Molecule: messenger RNA, 348 nt
Organism: Australozyma saopauloensis
Lineage: Eukaryota; Fungi; Ascomycota; Pichiomycetes; Serinales; Metschnikowiaceae
Exons: 1
Coding region: 1-348 (115 amino acids)
Biological process (GO): mitochondrial respiratory chain complex III assembly
Cellular component (GO): mitochondrial matrix
Molecular function (GO): protein folding chaperone
Source: RefSeq, a predicted model, not a curated record
AUGUCUAAACCGGCUGUACAGGCUUAUAGAGCAGCACUCCGAGCAACCCGUGUCGCAUUUCCAGGAGAUGCUUUCAUGAUCAGAUCCGCUAGAGACAAGAUGAGAGAGGGCUUUGAGAUGAACAAAGGCCUUCAAGUCAAAGAGGAAAUCGAAAAAGCCGUUGACGACUUGAACGAGGUGGCCAAAUUUUUGGUCAAGAAUGUUGUCCAAGCUGAGAUGCAGCAAAACGAGAGAUAUCUCUUGAAAAUCCACGACAAGACCGAGUUGGGCCUGAAUGAUACCAUCAAACAGAGCAACAAGGAGAACAUGGGUUCUUUGGCUGGUGCCAAAGUGCGCAAAUGUCGUUAA